AUGGCCCAGCAGUGGGGCCCUCAGAGGUUUGCAGGUGGGCAGCCGCAGACCAGCUUCGAGGACAGCACGCAGGGGAGCGUCUUCACCUACACCAACAGCAACUCCACCAGAGACCCCUUCGACGGCCCCAAUUACCACAUCGCCCCCAGAUGGGUGUACCACCUGACCAGCGUCUGGAUGGUCUUCGUGCUCAUCGCCUCCAUCUUCACGAACGGGCCCGUGCUGGCAGCCACCAUGAAGUUCAAGAAGCUGCGCCACCCUCUGAACUGGAUGCUGGUGAACUUGGCCGUCGCUGACCUGGCGGAGACGGUCAUUGCCAGCACCAUCAGCGUUGUGAACCAGAUGUACGGCUACUUUGUGCUGGGCCACCCCUUGUGCAUUGUGGAGGGCUUCACUGUCUCCUUGUGUGGGAUCACCGGUCUCUGGUCCUUGGCCAUCAUUUCCUGGGAGAGGUGGAUGGUGGUCUGCAAGCCCUUCGGCAACGUGAGAUUUGAUGCCAAGCUGGCCAUUGUGGGCAUUGCCUUCUCCUGGAUCUGGGCUGCUGUGUGGACAGCUCCACCCAUCUUUGGCUGGAGCAGGUACUGGCCCCACGGCCUGAAGACGUCGUGCGGCCCGGAUGUGUUCAGCGGCAGCUCUUACCCCGGGGUGCAGUCUUACAUGAUCACGCUCAUGAUCACCUGCUGCUUCAUCCCGCUCAGCGUUAUCGUGCUCUGCUACCUGCAAGUGUGGCUGGCCAUCCGAGCGGUGGCGAAGCAGCAGAAAGAAUCCGAAUCCACCCGGAAGGCGGAGAAGGAGGUAACCCGCAUGGUGAUGGUGAUGAUCUUUGCGUACUGCCUCUGCUGGGGGCCCUACACGUUCUUUGCGUGCUUCGCCGCUGCCCACCCUGGCUACGCCUUCCACCCUCUGGUGGCCGCCCUGCCAUCCUACUUCGCCAAAAGUGCCACCAUCUACAACCCCAUUAUCUAUGUCUUUAUGAACCGGCAGUUUCGAAACUGCAUCUUGCAGCUUUUUGGGAAGAAGGUGGAUGACAGCUCUGAACUCUCCAGCGUUUCCAAAACAGAGGCCUCAUCUGUCUCUUCGGUGUCACCUGCCUGA
This is a messenger RNA of Globicephala melas (long-finned pilot whale), 1095 nucleotides long. RefSeq names its product long-wave-sensitive opsin 1. Lineage: Eukaryota; Metazoa; Chordata; Mammalia; Artiodactyla; Delphinidae. Gene Ontology annotation, biological process: visual perception; phototransduction; cellular response to light stimulus. Gene Ontology annotation, cellular component: photoreceptor outer segment; plasma membrane. The record is from RefSeq and is a predicted model, not a curated record. Gene Ontology annotation, molecular function: G protein-coupled photoreceptor activity.